UUUUGAGAGAGGGGUGGUUGUUGACGCGGUUUCAAAUUAGGCGCUGUUCUCUUUUCACAUUUAUUAGAGAUUUUGGAUAAGAUUUUUUUUUUUACUUAAACACACUAUUGAAAAAAGUUGUUAUAUAAGCUUAACCAGACGUGAAGUAGUAUCAGAAUAAAACGCCACUUCGAGUUUCACACCCUAUCUGUACUGCACACAAAUAUUUGCCGCCAUUUUUCUGGAGGCAGAAGCUCUACUAACAGGUCUUGCGUUCUUACAUUAUCAUCAGACAACCUUUUGAUACAGUUUAACUUUUUAAGUCAGUCCUUGAAAUGACUACUAAAAAGAAACGCUCUGCGCACACUGACAACGACAGCUGGGUUGUCAUUGCUCCAGAUUCAGCACUGGACACAGGCAGGUCUGAAGAGGGUGAUCCGUCCUUCAUCAAACUAAAGAAUCCUGCUACAGGCAGUUCUUCACUGUACCUGUUUGGCUGUGGUGAUGUCUGUGUUUAUGAAGUAAAAGCCUUUUCUGAAGACUUUCGGUCUUGGUUCAUUGGACAGACAGUGCAAAGAGAUGGUAGACUGCUGUAUGUGACUCCCAUUGAUCCUUUAUUUUUGCUGUUGCCAUACAUUAGCAGUACUGCCACUGAGGGAAAGUUCCAGCCGGCAAAGCAGAUGAUUAUGGAUGAGGAUUACCCUGGAUGCACAAGACUUCUGCAUUGCAAACAGGGACUGGAUUCCCUUCAUCAUGUGGCUGAUGAGAAAGAGGUAGACUGUUUAAAGUUUCACAGAUAUAACCAGGAGAAGACCUUGGAGUGGCUCAAGAAAAAGGUCCAACGCACAGUAUUAACACUCAAAAAGAGCAACAUAUCUGUGGGUGGAGGAGUUAAAUCCAGCAUGUUCGUCAGAGUGAAACAUGAAGAUGCUACUGAAGAGGACUACUUACGUUAUGCACAUGGUCUCAUAUCAGAGUACAUCAGUGAAGACCUGAGCAAAGCUCUCCUCAAGCAUCUGCAGUUGCCAGAGAUAUCCAGCCCUAAAGAGACAGAGCCGCCUUCUAAGAAACGGAAACUGUCAGAUAAACCAGUAGAGGCUGGGGAAGACUACACCAAGUUCAACAGUGCUGAUUUUGCACGAAAACCACCAAAGAAGAUGACUGCAGCUCAGAAGAGUCUUGCCAAAGUAGACAAAACUGGCAUGAAGAGCUUGUCAGCAUUCUUCAGCCCCAAAGUCAAACAAGAGAAGAACUGAGUGAGUGUUUGUGUGA
This is a messenger RNA of Sinocyclocheilus anshuiensis, 1251 nucleotides long. RefSeq names its product ribonuclease H2, subunit B (gene rnaseh2b). Gene Ontology annotation, cellular component: ribonuclease H2 complex; nucleoplasm. The record is from RefSeq and is a predicted model, not a curated record. NCBI's taxonomy places the organism in Eukaryota, Metazoa, Chordata, Actinopteri, Cypriniformes, Cyprinidae. The transcript is spliced from 11 exons. Bases 315 to 1235 code for a protein of 306 amino acids. Gene Ontology annotation, biological process: RNA catabolic process.